Molecule: messenger RNA, 1995 nt
Organism: Symbiodinium natans
Lineage: Eukaryota; Dinophyceae; Suessiales; Symbiodiniaceae
Source: the annotation of a GenBank genome assembly
AUGGUGUUUGGUGGGAAGCAGAAGGAGUCGGCCACCCCGCGCCCGCGCCGGAAGUUCGGCGCGGCGGCGCUUGGUGGGGAUGAUGACUCCGAGGACGGCGAAGGGCAGUUUCACCCACAUGGCUUUGCCAAAUGGACUAUGAUGCGCCAGAAGGUUUGGGGAAUGAUAACAAACCCGAAGACAGACUGGGUGCUUGCAUCCAUGAUUCUGUCUGGUGUCGUGAUUUUAAUUGUUGAUGCUGACUUGACAGCGAAGCAUGAUGAUCGGAAUCCCGAGGAAGAGCUCUGGCAGUUAAUUACAAACUACAUCACAGCAUUUUACACCUGUAUCUAUGCGCUGGAGAUGUCCGCUCGGAUCUACGUUUUCAGACUCGAGGUUUUCAAAACCGCUAUGCUCUUUGACUUCUUGAUCGUUGCAUCCGACGUGAUUCUUCUCAUCUCAGAUGUUGCCCUAGGAUUCUCUUAUCAGCUUGGCUUCUUGCGGAUCUUCCGCUUGGUGAGGGUGUUUAGAUUUGUCCGCGUGGUGGGCAUGUUCCCGGAGCUGCAGUUCCUGGUCAAAGGCUUCAUCUCCUCCUUCUCGGCGGUCUUCUGGGGCUCCAUCUUGAUGUGGAUAGUGAUCCUCAUGUGGGGCAUCAUUGCUGUCUACUUCAUUGAGCCCGUGAAUCGCGAACUUGUUCUGGAGAUGAGCUCCGGAGAAGAGUGUGACAGGAGCUGCAAAGCUUGGGCCUCUGUUUGGUCUUCCGUCAUAACCCUUUGCCAGACGGUCGUCUUUGGCGACAGCUGGGGCGCAUCAGCCAUCGCUAUCAUUGAAAAGGCGCCGCAGACUAUCUUCAUCUUUGUCGGUAUGUACGCCACAGUGACCCUUGGGGUGCUGAAUCUGAUCGUGGCGGCGAUCGUGGAUAGUGGUGCCCAGGCCCGAGAAGAAGCCCAAGAGGCAAAGAGGAGAAGGCAAAGAAAUGAGGAGCAGAAGCAGAAGGAGCGGCAGAAGAACCGGCUGCUGGAAAUCUGCAAGAUUCUGGAUGAUGAUGAGAGCGGAUCCUUAUCCUACGACGAGCUCCUGGUGGGCUUUGAGCGAAACUCGGAGUUCCGGAAUGCCAUGAAGGACUAUAACAUCGACCGCAAAGACUUGGAUGUGCUCUUCCGCGUUUUUGACGAGACUGGCACAGGAGUUCUUGACUAUCAAGACUUCUUCAACAUGAUCGAUAGUGCGCGGGAGCAAGCUUCGCAACAGGUGUUGACGUUCGUGCGCUUCGCUGUUAUGGACCUGCGGCAACAGGUGCAAGCUGGCCAGGACAUGAUCAAGAGUGAGCUUGACUCCAUCAAGGAGUUUGUGGUCGAAGCCGAGAACUCCCUAAACGAGCGGCUUUGCCGUCUGUCGGGCGAGCCGGCUCCUCCGAAGAAGAGUGCCGCGCCUCCCCCAGUUGUGAGCAAAGUGACCUCGACCAACAACGCUGGCGCCAACGUGAGCAAAGUGAACUCGACCAACAGUGCCGCCACUAGAGCCGCCAGCCCGUCCGCAGUGGAAAAGAAGUCCCCGGCGUCCAUUUCGUCACAGAGUGCUGCCGCUCCCAAACGGGUGCCGUCAGCAAAGAGCGUGGCAGAGCCAACUCUCACCAACAAUACCUCGAAAGCAGGUAAGGCAGAAGCCAGCAGGUCCCCCUCACCGAGUUCGAUGGCCAGCCUCAAAGUGCCGGGUGAAACCAAGGACCAAGUAGCACCCCUCCAGCAGCUCAUGAAAAUCAACAAGGAGCUGCUACAAGGCAUGAGGAAGCUCUUAGAUGCUCACGCGGUGGACUUCAAUCCGACCGUGGGUGGGGGCCUGGGCCUGCAGAACUCGGAAUCCGACCGGGAGGUGGUACACGUGGAGUCCGGCUUGACAAUGAAGUCAACAAUCAGCCUACGCGGAGGUCCCGAGAUAGAGAAGGAUCCACCGCUACCGCCCGAAGGUCUGCCUGAAAGGCCCCCACGAAAAUCGUGGGACAUCCGUCCCCUUUGA